AGUGAGUGGCUUGAAGUGGCUAUGUCCAAUCCAUUGGAUUCUGGCCUGGCCGUCUUAACUCUCAGUGGAGAGCAAGCGCUAUACAAAAAAGAAGAAGAAAAAGAAGAUCGCAUCGAUCGUACAGUUGUGUAUCGCCUGUGCGCGAUUAUGGCUUUUGCAAUGUUCAAUGUGUCCGGCAUCACAGUACAGAGGCUACGAAAGAUUUUCCAGAGGACUUACUCGGAGGCCAAAUUUUCUCAGAUUACAUCAAGAUCGAAAGAUGUUAAGAUGAUGGAGAAAUACGUACACGAAACCGACAUUCUAAUUGUCGGUGGUGGUCCAGCGGGAUUAUCGGCAGCUAUUCAGGCCCGUAGACUGGCUGAGAAACAUAGUAAGGAACUCAGGGUUACCCUUGUUGAAAAUGAGUGUGCAAUAGGUGGCCUUGUCUACAGUGGUGCUUGUCUGGAUCCAAUUGUUUUGAAUGAGCUCUUUCCAAAUUGGAAAGAAUUAGGUGCGCCAUUAAAUACUCCUGUUACAGAGGAUAAAUUUGCAUUUCUCACGAAAAAGAGGAGAAUAUCUAUACCUAUUUCCAAGGGAAUGUGUCACCAUGGAAAUUACAUAGUAAGAUUAAGCAACAUGGUGAAGUGGCUUAGCGAGCAAGCAGAAGCCGCUGGUGUCGAGAUAUAUCCUAAAAACGAAGUGAUUGAUAUUUUAUAUCAUGAGGAUAGAUCUGUUAAAGGAGUGAUUACAUAUGAUAGGGAUUUGUCACCAUGUUUUGAUCCAGAUAUGAUAUACUCAAACAAAAAUUUUGGUAAACAUAGGGAGCUUUAUGCGACAUGUACUAUAUUUGCGGAAGGUUCUGGUUACUUCCAUUGUUUGGAGGAUAAGUUACGGCCGAAAUUUAAUCUUAGGAAAGAUUGUGAGCCACAUGAAUACGGUCUUGAAUUGAGACAAAUUUGGGAGAUAGAGCCAAGCAAGCAUCGACCUGGAACAAUGGAGCGUACAAUUGGUUGGCCACUUCAUAGAGUUAUAUAUGGUGGAUCAUUUCUUUACCAUUUGAAUGAAGAAAGACCUUUAGUAGUGAUAGGUUUCAACCAUGCAUACGGUAAUCUUUAUGGGCGCAAUGACAUUGAGACUUUGCAAGAACAUCCUAGUAUUGAACCAACAUUUGAAGGAGGGAAAAUAGUAGUCUCUGAAAUGGUGAAGGUGGUACAAGGUGGAUUUCAAUCUAUUCCAAAACUUCAUUUCCCUGGUGGUUGUCUUAUUGGAAAUAUGGCAAGUUUUGUAAACGUGCUCAAAAUGAACGGAAUUAAUUAUGCUAUAAAAAGUGGCAUAUUAGCUGCAGAAAGCGUUAUUGAGGCGAUUAUAGAUGCAGAAAGUAAUACCUCACGGACGAAAGGCUUAGAGCCGAAAACGUAUACAGAUAAAAUAAAAAAUAGUUGGAUCUAUAAGGAAUUGAAAGCCGUAAGAAAUAUAAGGCCCAGCUUUAACUCUUAUCUUGGUCUUUACGGCGGUUUAACGUACUCUGGAUUCUCUAUGUUAGUAGGCGGAAGAGAGCCGUGGACUUUGUCUCACGGAAGUAAGCAGUACUAUGUCUUAUCGAAAUAGAAUAGGGAAUACGAAAAAAUAUUUGGAAAUAUCGAUGUUUUUAUGAAAUAAAUAAUACAAAUUACUGAUAAAUAA
Wasmannia auropunctata (little fire ant) is the source of this 1662-nucleotide messenger RNA. RefSeq names its product electron transfer flavoprotein-ubiquinone oxidoreductase, mitochondrial-like. Gene Ontology annotation, cellular component: mitochondrial inner membrane. The record is from RefSeq and is a predicted model, not a curated record. The transcript is spliced from 7 exons. Gene Ontology annotation, biological process: electron transport chain. Lineage: Eukaryota; Metazoa; Arthropoda; Insecta; Hymenoptera; Formicidae. The coding region runs from base 22 to 1587 and encodes 521 amino acids. Gene Ontology annotation, molecular function: electron-transferring-flavoprotein dehydrogenase activity.